UCCGUCACAAAGUCCCUAAAGUGACACUUUCACUCACUAGUUUCACAACUUUCGCAACAACAUAACCUAAACGUCAUACCAUCUGGUCUUGCGGACAAGCGCAAACUUUUGAAUAAAAAUGGAACAGAAAACCUCUGACGUGCAUUUACGGGCUAUGCUGAAUAGUCCGGCCCGGUUUGCAACCCCCGUGCCGUCUGUUCCAACCCCGGAUUGGUCCGCAAGUCCGGCAAUUCUCCCCUCGCCACAGACCCCUGGUAAGAGUAACAUGAUUGUGGCAACCCCGGGUUCCGCCGCCGGAGAACCGCUUACAAACAUCACAAUACAAAACUGCGUCACCACUGUGGACCUUAACACACGACUCGAUUUGGCCCUAAUCAACGCUAGAACCAGAAACUCGGAGUACAACCCAUCGCGGUUCCACGGGCUAAUUAUGCGGUUACGGGACCCACGCACCACAGCCCUCAUUUUUCAGACCGGCAAAAUCGUGUGCACGGGGGCGAAAAGCGAGCACGACGCGCUUUUAGGGUCCAAGAAAUUCGCCAGAAUUAUACAAAAACUAGGGUUUAAUAUCAAGUUCGAAAAUUUCAAAAUUCAGAAUUUGGUGGCGACGUGCGACCUCAGGUUUCCCAUUAAAUUGGAAAGUUUGAGUCUGCUGCAUGGACAAUUCUGCAGCUACGAGCCUGAGCUUUUCCCAGGGAUUAUUUACAGGAUGAUCAAGCCGCAUUUGUGUUUGUUGAUUUUUGUUAACGGUAAAAUUGUGUUCACGGGGUCCAAGUCGCGGGAUGCUAUUAAGGAAUCUCUGGAUAAUAUAUAUCCGAUUUUGCGGAGUUUUAAGAAAAACUAAGUUGGAAGGGUGUCCAGCUUUUGUAUUUAUGUUUCUAAUGUUUUUAUUGUCCUUGUUUAUUGUGGGAAUGUAUUGCGAUUAAGGUACGAGAUUUUCGUGGUUGAGCCAUGUCUGCUGUAUAUUUUUCUUAUUUUGCUUUACUUGCAAUAUGAGCCUAUUUUUAUUUUCAUUGUUUAUAUAACUUAUUUAUUGUCGGAAAAUACGAAUAAAAAAAUCAGAUCGA
Zophobas morio is the source of this 1067-nucleotide messenger RNA. RefSeq lists its product as uncharacterized. Gene Ontology annotation, biological process: DNA-templated transcription initiation. Gene Ontology annotation, molecular function: RNA polymerase II general transcription initiation factor activity; DNA binding. Lineage: Eukaryota; Metazoa; Arthropoda; Insecta; Coleoptera; Tenebrionidae. The record is from RefSeq and is a predicted model, not a curated record. The coding region runs from base 119 to 844 and encodes 241 amino acids. The transcript has 4 exons.